Messenger RNA from Lasiosphaeria miniovina, 2262 nucleotides. RefSeq names its product GatB/GatE catalytic domain-containing protein. The record is from RefSeq and is a predicted model, not a curated record. The coding region runs from base 99 to 2000 and encodes 633 amino acids. Gene Ontology annotation, cellular component: mitochondrion; glutamyl-tRNA(Gln) amidotransferase complex. Gene Ontology annotation, biological process: glutaminyl-tRNAGln biosynthesis via transamidation; mitochondrial translation. Lineage: Eukaryota; Fungi; Ascomycota; Sordariomycetes; Sordariales; Lasiosphaeriaceae. Gene Ontology annotation, molecular function: glutaminyl-tRNA synthase (glutamine-hydrolyzing) activity. The transcript has a single exon.
CUCCAGAGCUCAAAGCUUCGCCAUAGCUUGAGCUUCUGCUGGUUUCCGUUGAUCUAUCUGCCGUCCGUCACAACACACACUGUCGCCACCGACUGGCCAUGGCACGUAUUUCCGCGGCAGUGCUCAGCAAAUAUCUCCUUUCCGGGGAACUUAGUUGCCGAGGGUGCCUGGGUGCUCGUCGCGUCUCCUUUUCGUCGGAGUCGGCCAGCUAUUCCGCGAGACAAACACGCCACUUCACUGCUCGUGCGACUCCAAUCACCGGCCCGGCUCCUGUCCCUGCUCUGGCCUUUCAAUCCUCUAAUCCCUCACCCGUUCCACUCCGACAGCAGCUCAAGGCUCAAGCGAGGGCUCUCAAGUCGUCGGGCGAGAAGCGCAAGAAGAACGCCGACAACCAGACGGUGCCGGGCUGGGAGCUGACAGUUGGCAUCGAGAUUCACGCCCAGUUGAACACGGCCCGCAAGCUCUUCUCCCCCGCCGCCGCCUCGUUCAACGACGCCCCCAAUACCCAUGUUGCCCUCUUCGACGUCGCUCUGCCAGGCUCCCAGCCCUCCUUCCAGUCCGACGCUCUGAUCCCCGCCGUGCGAGCCGCCCUUGCCCUCGACUGCACCGUCCAGCCGGUCAGCCGCUUCGACCGCAAACACUACUUCCACUGGGACCAGCCCGCCGGUUACCAGAUAACACAGUACUACGAACCUUUUGCCACCGACGGCCGGAUCGUGUUAUACCCGAGAGAUGGCAUUGCGCCCCAGGAUGGCGAGGCCAUUGAGGUUGGCAUCAAACAAGUUCAGAUGGAACAGGACACAGCCAAGACGACGGCCCAGCCCGGUGGCGUGCAGUGGCUCGACUUCAAUCGCGUCGGCAUGCCUCUGAUUGAAGUCAUCACCCUGCCGCAGAUACACUACCCAGCGACAGCGGCUGCGCUCGUGCGCAAGGUGCAGAUGCUGCUAAACUCGGUUGACGCGUGCGUCUCUGGCAUGGAGGCUGGCGGCCUACGUGCCGAUAUCAAUGUCUCGGUCCGGAGAAGCGACGAUACCACGGGGCCCCUGGGCACACGCACCGAGAUCAAGAACCUGAGCAGCUUCAAGGCGGUCGAGGAUGCAAUCAUUGCCGAGCGGGAUCGCCAGAUAGCGCUUCUCGAGUCUGGUGGUGUUGUGGUGGGCGAGACUCGUGGGUGGUCGCUGGGAGGCACCGAGACCCGGCGUCUUCGCGGCAAGGAGGGGGAAGUUGACUACCGCUACAUGCCAGACCCGGAUCUCGGCCCCGUCGUCAUUGACGAUCAACUUGUUCGCCACUUGAAAGACUGGAUGGGCGUUUUGCCAGAUGCCGAGAUUGACCAGCUGAUUGGGGACUACGGGUUGAGCUCCAAGGACGCCUUAUCGCUAAUUCUGCUGGACGAUGGCGCCCGUGUCCAGUACUUUUACAACGUUCUAGAUGCCAUAGAGGCGCGUCUCGGCUCCAAUGCAGAUCAUGAGUCACUCGCCACGUCGUCUGGGCGCAGCCAUGCGCUGCUCGUCGCCAAUUGGUGUCUGCACGAGCUCGGGAAACUCACUGAGGUCUCGGCGGACCUUGGCAUGACUCCGGAAGGCGAGUGCCGUGUUCCCUCGACUGACCUUGCAGCGAUCCUCUACCACCUACACUCUAGGACUAUUACGGCCAAGGUUGCCAAGGAGUUGCUUUGGAGCGUCUUCCGCGGAGAAAUCGCCACCGGCGCGGUCACAGCGGUGGUUGAGGCGAAUGGCCUAUGGUUCAAAGAGUUGCCUGACGAGGAAUAUGCCGCCCUCGCCGACCAGGUCAUCGAGGGCGAGGAAAAGGUCUUGGGAGAGUUUCUGCGCUUCCAGGAUGGCAAGAGUAAGGCCUACCCGCAUGGCAAGCUCAUGUUCUUGGUCGGCAGAAUGCUGCGGUCUGGUCCAGAGCAAAUGAUGGACCCAGUUUCUGCAGAAAGAGUGAUGCGGGCCAGGAUAGCUGAGGUCUAUAUUCCUGCGCUGCAGGCCAAGAAAUAAAGCGGCUGCGAGUGCUGGCGGUUUUGCCACUCGAACUGAACAUGGGAUGUUAAAUUUGCAGAGGGAUGACAUCCCGAGUCUCGAUGACACUGGACCUUCAUCCCAUCCUGUGCCAUAAAGCAUGCCUAUCCUAUGACGCCGGGGCGCGCAAGCGAAUGUUCAGAGACUUACGGAGUAACUACCAUUGAUUGAUACCAGUUACGCCUCGAGCCUCGGCGAUCGUGGAUGUGAUAUGAAGUUUGAACUACAUGUGGGCCUGUGA